Messenger RNA from Amoebophrya sp. A25, 791 nucleotides. NCBI's taxonomy places the organism in Eukaryota, Dinophyceae, Syndiniales, Amoebophryaceae. The record is from the annotation of a GenBank genome assembly.
CAGGCACUGUCGCGAGUGAUGGCGGACUAGACAAAGUCACGCAGAUCAUCAAACUGGCACAGGGCAUGAUCGCAGAGGCCGAGGAAGCGAACGCGGAGAACAGGAGAAUGCAAAAAGUGUUGGCGCAAGACGGCUACAACAUCAUGGACCAGGAGCAAGAGCUUGAUCUAUUGUUACGGCUGUAAAACUCAGUCGUGGUUCUCUCUACAUUUGAUAUUUAUUAAAAUUUUCCUAAAGCAGGAGAACAAGUGCUUCGUGUCCCUCUAAUUACCGAUGAAGACAAGAACGCAAAGGACCGCGAGAAGGAGGCUCUGUUGCAUAUCGAGCACAAGGCUAACAUGGAGCAUCUCUUCGUGGACCUCUACAUCAUGGCAAAAAAAGCUGCAACACUCCCAAAAAGUGACACAACCUCAGGACGCAGUAAAUUUCGACAGCUACUCGCUUUUCUGGCUUUGGAAUUUCCCUUCUACUCGGACCUCAUCAAAAUCCUGCAGUUGAUCGUGCAUUUUGGGGGACCAGACUCAACAUAAGGCAAAAAUUGUUGCUGCUCUUGAUUCGAUUCAUGAAUUAUCUUCGUGCCAUCGCGUUCAUGUUGUAGUUGGCGUUCAUCUUGUAGGAACUUUCUUUGACAUUGUAAAAAAUUUAUCGUAAUCUUCUCUAUCUCAGUUGUCUGCUUUUCCAAUCCAUGCACUCUGUCCUCUGAAGUGAAGCUGCUUAUUUAAUGUUAUAAGUAAUGUAACAAGUAGUGGCGCAGUAUCUGUAUCAUCUCUAACACACACCACAGCAGUCAC